Messenger RNA from Esox lucius (northern pike), 2888 nucleotides. It is a transcript of the gene dnm1l, whose product is annotated as dynamin 1-like. Gene Ontology annotation, biological process: mitochondrial fragmentation involved in apoptotic process; mitochondrial fission. Bases 163 to 2340 code for a protein of 725 amino acids. The record is from RefSeq and is a predicted model, not a curated record. The transcript is spliced from 20 exons. Gene Ontology annotation, cellular component: cytoplasm; mitochondrion; membrane. Gene Ontology annotation, molecular function: microtubule binding; GTP binding; GTPase activity. Lineage: Eukaryota; Metazoa; Chordata; Actinopteri; Esociformes; Esocidae.
UGCAACACGGAGAUAUUUUGUGCGCAGUAGCUUACUUGGCCGGCUAGCUAAAUGGUGGCAGUGUGAGGGACAUUGGAUGACUUUGUACCUGUAUUAGCAGUUAGCUGGCUAGUUACUGACUAGUUAGCGCGUUUAUUUGACAGGUACUACAUUUUCAGAGCCAUGGAAGCUCUUAUUCCUGUCAUCAAUAAAUUGCAAGAUGUGUUUAAUACAGUUGGUGCGGAUAUUAUCCAGCUGCCGCAGAUAGCUGUUGUUGGAACGCAGAGUAGUGGGAAGAGUUCAGUGCUGGAGGCUCUGGUGGGUCGCGACCUCUUACCCCGCGGUACCGGCGUUGUCACCCGUCGCCCCCUCAUCCUCCAGCUGGUCCACGUCGACCCGGACGACCGUAGGAAGACCAGCGAUGAGAAUGACCCCAAUGUGUGGAGAAAUGGGCGCCUUUACAAAGGCAUUGAUGGAGAGGAAUGGGGCAAAUUUCUACACACCAAAAACAAGAUCUACACAGACUUUGAUGAAAUCCGACUGGAGAUUGAAGCUGAAACGGAAAGAGUUUCCGGCAAUAACAAGGGAAUCACUGAUGAGCCCAUUCACCUGAAGAUCUUCUCCCCUCACGUAGUAAACCUCACGCUGGUGGAUCUGCCAGGGAUCACUAAGGUCCCGGUGGGAGACCAGCCUAAAGACAUAGAGGUGCAGAUUAAAGACUUGAUCCUCAAGCACAUCUCCAACCCCAACUCCAUCAUCCUGGCCGUCACGGCCGCCAACACUGACAUGGCCACAUCGGAGGCCCUCAAGCUGGCCCGCGAGGUCGACCCGGAUGGCAGGAGGACGUUGGCGGUAGUGACCAAACUGGACCUGAUGGACGCCGGGACUGAUGCGAUGGAUGUUCUGAUGGGCCGGGUCAUCCCCGUCAAGCUGGGCCUCAUCGGAGUGGUCAACAGGAGUCAGUUGGAUAUCAACCAGAAGAAGUCGGUGGCCGAUGCCAUCCGGGACGAAUACGCCUUCCUACAGAAGAAGUAUCCGUCGCUCGCCAACAGAAACGGGACCAAAUACCUGGCCCGAACAUUGAACAGGCUGUUGAUGCACCAUAUCAGGGACUGUCUCCCGGAGUUGAAGACCCGUAUCAACGUGCUGGCAGCCCAGUACCAGUCCCUGCUGAGCAGCUACGGGGAGCCUGUAGAGGACCAGAGCUCCACUCUGCUCCAGCUCAUCACCAAGUUCGCUGCGGAGUACUGCCACACCAUCGAGGGCACCGCCAAGUACAUAGAGACGACAGAACUUUGUGGUGGAGCGCGGAUCUGUUAUAUUUUCCAUGAGACGUUUGGUCGUACUUUGGAGUCAGUCGAUCCGCUUGGAGGCCUGACCACGAUUGACGUGCUUACUGCUAUUAGAAACGCUACAGGCCCGCGGCCAGCCCUGUUUGUGCCAGAGGUGUCGUUUGAGCUGCUGGUGAAGAGGCAGGUGAAGAGACUGGAGGAGCCCAGCCUGCGCUGUGUGGAGCUGGUCCACGAGGAGAUGCAGAGGAUCAUCCAGCACUGCAGCAACUACAGCACACAGGAGCUGUUGAGGUUUCCAAAGCUCCAUGAUGCCAUCGUAGAAGUGGUCACCUCCCUCCUCAGGAAGAGGUUGCCUGUCACCAAUGAAAUGGUCCAUAACUUGGUGGCCAUUGAGCUGGCCUAUAUCAACACCAAGCAUCCAGACUUCGCGGACGCCUGCGGCCUCAUGAACAACAACAUAGAGGAGCAGAGACGGAAUCGCAUGCGAGAGCUUCCAUCCUCGGUUCCCAGGGAUAAGUCGUUUAAGGGCCCAGGUGGUCAGUCUCUCUCCCCCACGGAUCUUCCUCCCCAGGAGGGAGAGGGACCCAAGGCUGCAGGGGGAGGCUUCCAGGGAGAGCAAGAGGGGGGAGGGACAGGGAACUGGAGAGGCAUGCUGAAGAAGGGAGAUGAGGGGUCAGCAGGAGACAAGUCCUCCAACCCUGCCAGUCCUCAGAGGGGCCACGCUGUCAACUUGCUGGAUGUGCCUGUUCCUGUUUCCAGGAAGCUGUCAGCGAGAGAACAAAGGGAUUGUGAGGUCAUCGAGAGGCUCAUCAAGUCCUACUUUCUGAUCGUCAGGAAAAACAUCCAAGACAGCGUGCCCAAGGCAGUGAUGCACUUCCUGGUUAACCAUGUGAAGGACAGCCUCCAGAGUGAGCUGGUUGGACAGCUGUAUAAGGCCGGCCUCCUGGACGACCUGCUCACUGAGUCUGAAGACAUGGCCCAGAGACGCAACGAGGCUGCGGACAUGCUCAAGGCCCUGCAGAAAGCCAGUCAGGUGAUUGCAGAGAUCAGAGAAACACACCUGUGGUGAGGGUUUCUACCUCCAUGUCCUCCCACUCCCACAUGGACAUUAAGCUCUAAGCCCUAAACCCUCUGCCCUAGGCCCUAAACCCUCUGCCCUAAGCCCUGUUCGGUCUCAAACCUCCCGGGACUGCGGAGACCGCCGACAGGACAAUGCACUGGUGCAUUAUUGCGUCUCAGUUCUCCAUCCUCCUCAUUCAGUGUACUCUCCCCUGUCCUGUUUUAACAGCAAUGUCUGGUGCAGACUGGAGGGAGGACAUCUCCUCUUCCUCCACCUGCAGAAAUAUUGUUGUAGUGCGCACUUGUGUAGGAGUGUUUUUUUUUUAUUGUCUGUUAUAUGGACUUCACCUACGCGAAGGGCAGCAGUAUUAAUCAGUUUUCCAACACCAAACCAUACCACAUCACAGCACAUCAAACCUCAUCAAGCCGCACCGCACGAUUUGAGCGCCCGAAUCCAAAAUCUUUCAUACGGUAUAUAAUGCUGAUCGGAGGAUUGCCUACUGAGGAAUGUUUGUCCCUAAAUGUAGAGAUAAAUUAAAGUUAAAAUGACAAACCUUA